AUGGAUCUAUAUCGGCAAUCGCCGUCUUUUCGUCGAUAUCAAAUUCAUGAAAAAAUCUUUUCAUUUGGUGACAAUUUUAAAAUCAAAGAUGAAAUGGGUCGAGAUGUAUAUAAAGUUCGAUCAAAAUUCUUGUCAGUGGGUGAUAAACUAGUUCUUGAAGAUAUGGCUGGAAAUGGUUUGAUAAGAGUUCAACAAGAAGUAUUUCAUUAUCAUCCAACAUUCAAUAUAUUAUCUGCUCGAGCUGGUGACUCUAAUCGACAAUUAGGAGCUUUAAAAAAGAAAUUCGCAUUUUUUCAUAAUAGAUUCAAUAUUGAUUCUGUUUAUGGGCAAUAUACUUUAGAAGGUCUUGAAAUUUUUUCACAUUCAUUCACAUUAUUGAAAGAUGGACGAGUAGUAGCAAGAGUAAGUAAAAACUUGUUUGCAUUGUCUGAUUCAUAUGGUGCUGAAAUUAUUGGUAAUGAAGAUCAAGCAUUCGUUUUAUCAUUAAUUAUUAUUCUUGACCAAAUUAUAUUCGAUAAAAAUUAA
Molecule: messenger RNA, 525 nt
Organism: Adineta steineri
Lineage: Eukaryota; Metazoa; Rotifera; Eurotatoria; Adinetida; Adinetidae
Source: the annotation of a GenBank genome assembly